Messenger RNA from Purpureocillium lilacinum, 3300 nucleotides. RefSeq lists its product as uncharacterized. Gene Ontology annotation, biological process: autophagy; response to starvation. NCBI's taxonomy places the organism in Eukaryota, Fungi, Ascomycota, Sordariomycetes, Hypocreales, Ophiocordycipitaceae. Gene Ontology annotation, cellular component: cytoplasm. Gene Ontology annotation, molecular function: protein binding. The record is from RefSeq and is a predicted model, not a curated record.
AUGUCGCUCGACAGCAACGGUCACGGCGCCGGCAACGUCAGCAGCAGCAGCAACAACUCCCACGCGAGCCACCCUGCCUCCGACGUCUCGUCGCCUCCUGCCGUCACCCCCGAGAUCAAACCCACGCUCCACGACCAUGACAAGAACGUCGCGUCGCCCCUGCUGGAGGCUCUGUCGACAACUUCGGUAUCUGCGAGCACCGCCCCGAGCAUGGCCAACGAAUGGGCCCGCGGGGCCAUCAUGGCUGGUUCCCCCGGCAAUCUCAUCAACCUGAACAGUGAAUCGCCGCCCACGCAGCCUUCAUCCUACGAGGACUCGGGACGCCUGCACCACGCCUGGCCCGCCGCCCACCGGCCCUUCAUGAGUCCCUCCCCGGCGUCGCCCUCGCCUCCCCAUAGCAACCGCCGGCCCCUGAGCUUCCAAAUGGACGCGCAGUACCACGUCCCCGGCACCUCGCCCCGUGGUGUGUCGACUGUUCCGUACCGCAGGAGCUCCCUGCACUCUCCCUAUCCAAACUCCCGGGCCAGCCCGCACCCACCCCUCCCGCAUCAGCCUCAACCGCAUUUCUACGGCGCGCACGACCUCGACCUGACCAUCACACCCCAGUCCGGCGGCAUGAAGCCCGGCGACCACGGCUUCUUCUUCGGCUUCGAUCGCCUGCCAUCCCCCGACAGCUCCACUGCCUCGGAGCAGGUCGUCCUGGCAGGCUACGAGGGCGGCCUGCAAGUUUAUGCCGUCGGUAAGAGGGGUAUAGAUCUGGUGGCAAACCUGAAGGGUCUUCGGGGUGGCGUCCACCAUGCCAAGAUUCUUCCGUGGACGAUUGGCGGCGACGCUCACCUGUUUCCCCUGGUUGCGGUCGUCGUGCAUGGGCCCGUGCUACCACCAAGAGCUGCGAAUGGAGCGCCCAAGGAGGACGCUGCAUCUCGUGUGACGCCAGACGAUGGCACGAGCCCGAGGCCUGGGUUUGCCCCCUUGGAGGGUGUCCAGGGCCGGCCAGGCUCGGCACUCAUGUCGUACCAGACGGCAGUCGAGGUGUACUCCCUCAAGACAAACAAGCUGGUCGACGUCCUACUGCAGGCGCAGAAGGUGCCAAUCAACACCGAGGUAUCCCUUUCCAGCCCGCUCUUCCAACCACCGCCGCCGACCGGUGCUCUCACGAUCAAGGCCGAUUCCGGAACCAUUGCAGUCUGCUCGGGCACGACGGGAGAGUGCUGGGUUUAUCGCCAGCUGCUCGAGCCCCAAAACUCCCACUUCUUCGCCUGCUCUGGCAAGAUAUGGACGACGAUUCAGCAGGGCAGAGCUAGCGAAGUUCCCGAGGAGAGCGACAAGACCUACCCGUCGGUUGCACCGCACCGACCGAGCCCGCAGACCCCAAUCUUGGCCCUCAACGGCCACUGGAUUGCAUACUGCCCGGCAGCGCCCUCGUCGCAGAUCUCCCUGCGAGCACACAUUCCGGUACCCAUUCUGGGACGAGCUCCGGGGGUGUCCUCUAUGACACCACCUCACCUUCCCGCUGUCACUUCUUCCGUGGAUCUGCCAAUCUCGGAUAGCAUGGUGAACAAGAUUAUGCGGGAGACGACCCAGGAACUGAUUCAAGGUGCCAAGUGGGUUGGCCAGCAGGGUCUACAGGCCUGGAAUUCGUAUUGGAACAAGCCAUCGAGCCCGCAGUCGCAGCCGCAGCAGGCGAGGUCUCCGCCACAGCAGUGGGCAGGCUCCCGCUCUCCCCAGACGGACGCAGCUCAGUUUCCGCCAACGCACGGGACGUCUUCGCCAGCUACCGCCAAAGAGCCUGGCAUUGUUGCGAUAUUGGAUACGGAGACACUCGCCAGCUCAAAUACCAUUCACCCCUUGACCACGUUUGCAACCCCGCUAGGAUGCAGCUUCUUGUCGUUUUCGCCAUCUUCGCUGGCUCUCUUCACGGCCAGCACGAAGGGUGACGUUCAGACAGUUUGGGAUUUGCUUCGCAUUCAGCACACGCAUUCAUCGCCACUGCAGACGACCUUGGCUCAGAAUGACAGCAGCGGUCCUCUGGUGCGCCAAGUGGCGCAGUUCUCGCGCAUGACUGUCGCGCGCAUCGUCGACGUCGUCUGGACCGCCCCUCAAGGAGAGAGACUGGCCAUGGUCACUGAGAGGGGCACCAUCCACCUGCUGGAUAUGCCCUUCAGCUCCUUCAUGUGGCCGCCGCCUCGUCGGCGCAAGGUGGCCGCUAAGAGCGCGACAGAGCAGACGGAGGUGUCUGGUUCCGCCGUUUCAAUGGCAUCGGGUGCUUUUGGGGCCGCCUACCAGGCUGCGAUGCCGUUCGUGACGCGCUCACGUCGGAGCAGUGGUAACGUCCCUGCGACGCCGGCCAAUACCUUGAGGGACUCGGCGGCCCAGGGUGGCAGGGCCAUCGCAGCGACCAUCAGCCAUUCUCUCGGCAAGACGGGAACUGCCAUCAGCCAACUGCGACACACGGGCGAGAACCGAGUCGCACUGCCGACGAGCGCCGUCCUGCCUUCUGGCGCGUGCGUCGCGUGGCUCAGAGGUCGCAGGUCUCAAGUCCUCGUGUCUGUCGGUGGCGGUUUGGUACGCCUGUUCCCGUGCAAGGCGCGCCGGUCUUCGACCGUGGCAGGGAAUCGCAUCGCCCGUGCGAACAAGUACAAGGACUUCAAAGUACCCCUGCUUCCCGACGACGUGGUGGCUCCGAUUGUGAGGCAGAUCCUCGAGUUGGGCGCCGUGGACGAGUAUCUUGAACUAUCCGACGCCGAGAUGGAAGCGGGCAACACAAUGACAUUGAAGGGCCAUGCGCAGGCGAGCCCUCCAGUUCACGGAAUGGAUGUCACGAUUCCACAGGCAGAGAUCGAGUCGAGCGCGCCCUACCAGCCUUUCCACACAGACCGCCGCGUUGCGCUCUGUGAGUACGUCCGCGAGGGUGGUGCUCAGCUGGAGUCCGCCUCUGUUCUUCUUGCCAACACCAACCAGGACGAACAGUCCAACACCAAAAAGAAAAAGAAACGCCAGCCCGCAACAGAGUCGCAUUCCAGCGAGUCGUCGGCAACAGGGGCAUGGGCGUUCGGGCAGGACAUGCCGACUGUGAGGAAGGACCUGGGCCUCCAGGCAGGAACCGACGAUGACAUCAGUUCCGAUGAUCAUCUUGCCCUGCCCCCGUCUGCCAUGGAACGGGUCAUGCAGUACGGUGAUGAGGAACACAUAGUGGUGACGACUAGAAGACGCCGCGGUCCGCGCUCGGGAGAGGGGGACGAGGACGGCUUCUUUGAGGACGACUGUGAGGUGCUGGACUUUGCUGACCAGAGAGUCUAA